This is a messenger RNA of Pogonomyrmex barbatus (red harvester ant), 3444 nucleotides long. RefSeq lists its product as uncharacterized. The record is from RefSeq and is a predicted model, not a curated record. Lineage: Eukaryota; Metazoa; Arthropoda; Insecta; Hymenoptera; Formicidae.
AUGGAUCUCAGUCACGACUUUUGCCAUAUUAUUAGAGCACUCUUCAAAUAUGUAGAGCGAAGCUACGGCUAUUUACCAUAUUACGCAGAUAGAACUACAGAGGAAAUUUCACGUACUAUUGACAAAAUAAUAGAUACUUUUCUCCAAGUUAUUCCAAGAUACAUGUUCAAUGUUAAAAUAUUCACUGACGCCAAUUUUAAAAUAUUCACUGACGCCAGUAUCCAAGUCGCCAAUAUCCAAGAAUACAAUGACAUUGUGAUAAUGCGAUCUGCUAUAUAUUACCAAUGUCUUCUUUUGAAUACAAAUUUUUCUACGCAGCAUCUCAUCAAGGAGGAUCCGAUAUAUGGCGUUAUAGUUGAAACGUGCCCUACUCUAUCAUCAUAUCUCUUUAUACAACUAAUAUUGAAUAUUAGGUGCGAGGACAUAUUGGUCGUAUCGCUUGUGCAUAUACCGUUGGAUUUAUGUGUAGAGAUUUUGGAUUUAAUAAUUACAUCCAUUAACGAUCUAGAAGCCUCAGAAGCCAUACGUCUUAUUUUCCUUCUGAUUUACAAUGUGUACUACAAAUGCCUACAACUACAUUUAGGCACGAUAUCGGAACAGGAUGUGGGAGAAUGCAUCCAUAAAUUAACAGAGCAAUUUUAUACAUUGUUAAACUUGCUCAUCGUCAAAUUCGAUUCUUUCUACACAUUAUCUACUACAAAAUUUUUGCACCUUGGUAUUUUCACGAAGAUUACGCUUCGCUUUAUCAAAAAGUGUAUGCAUAGUAAGAUUGAAGAUUUCUCCAUGCAUCGCGAUUUAAAACCGCUCUUUAGAAUUACAUACGGUAUUUGUAAUGGACAAUGGAAUUAUCAUCACAUAAUUCCCGCCGACAAGAUGAGGUCCAUUAUAAUCCAGUUUGACCAGCAAUUAGCCAAUCUGCUUCAGAAUGUGCUUGAAAGAGUUGAUCAUUUCAAAUUCAUGAUUUGGGCGAACAUCAUGGAUAAUGAAAACGUUAUAAUUUCAGUACAACGCGCUGUCAUCAUUGAAUGCCACUAUUUUAUGAAAUUUAUAAAACAGAAUAAUUUUUUUGAGAUAAACGACCAUCUGUUCCACUGUCUGCAACAAUUUGUUGGUCCAAGAAAAACCGAGCAAUCUCUUUUAACUCUUGAAGAAAUCUGUCGUGACAUCACUGAAGGCAGAAUGCAGCAAGAUGCUAUGAGAGAGUUGCUGAAACGCUAUAAGAAAUGGGACUUGUCUAUAUUGGAUUUUAUUAAUAAGAAAAUAGAAUUGUUAAAAUUGCAGGACUUCACGACUAUAGUUGAAUAUCUUCAUUAUAAGUUUGCAUAUUUGCAUACUAAGGCGGAUAAGUACCGACUAUACAUAUCGGUACUGAAAAUAUUACUUCGGCAAUCUUAUGGUAUGAACCAUACUGUACUAUUAUAUGUGUCGCGGCACUUUGAUGAUAAUAAUUUAGCAUUUCUGUACGAUGAAGAAUGCUUUUCGAGAUUCUUGAACUCUAUUCAUGAUCUAAAUAACUUUUCUUGCCGCAUCCUCUUAAUUUUUAUUCUUUUAAAUCCCAAGGACGCAUUACGCAUGUUAAUCGUACGUGAGAUAGACUGUGAAUUUCAGAGCAAUGUUUUGUUUCAACACAUGCGUUGGUUGCUACCGUAUUACAGCGUGAGGAUAAAACACUAUAACAUACUGAUAUAUGUUUUAAAAGAUGUACUUUUGCAUGGUCGUUGGAUAUGGCGUCCACAUUUCAGAAUCUUUAUGGAUAAUUUGCUGUUCUAUAAGAUGAUAACUGCAGAUGAUUUAAUGAACGAACUCUAUAUCCCCUAUCUAAUUGGUGACUAUAUAGACCAAUAUAACUUGGACAUUUUGCUAUUACAUAUACAAAAUGUCUUGAUACAAAGAAAACUUUGUACUCCCAAGACAAAAUAUCUUCUGCUAAGUAUGGCAUUGGUCAGGACUCUAUCACUGCUACGAAGAAAUAUGACGUUUUCCAAUAUUGCGGUACAUAAAUGGAUACAACUUAUAACUGAUAUAUUACAAUAUUUAUUGCACACAUCAAAUAUAUUGACAACACAACAUCAAGAGUGGCUGCUACUCUUUAUUAACGUAGAGCCGCUCGAUAUACAAAAAGUGCAACUUGCCGACACGAUGGAAAUAGUUAAUGAAUAUGAAGAACGUUGCUAUACCGUGCAUCAACGAUUACGCACAAAUCCACGGUGCCAUCCCAAGUUGCGCAAUUUUGUACAAUCUUUCAAUCUUAAGCGAGAAGACUUUAUACGCCAUAUGAUACUGAGUUGUGUCGAGAAGGAAUAUCACACGUUUGCAUUCGAGCUAACGUUCAUGUUUUGCGAAUACUUCGGUUGGCCUAGUCAGAUAAUGGCAUAUGAGACUGUAAUGCGCAUCACCGCUGAAGCGAUACUGAUCGUUUUGACGUACAUUGAAAGGUUUCCUGAGCACAAAUUUUUUAUGCUACUGAUAUCGAUCAUGGAAUUUUGUCAAACAACCGCAACGAUCAUGACUACCGAUCAUUACGUAGCAAUCCGUCGUAUCCUGCUGCAGACUCUGUCCUCUAUAAGCCAUGCAGUUGACAAAACGGUGUACAGCACUAUGUACAGCUAUUUGCUCCAACGCAUUGAGAAUGUGAAUCCAUAUGUACAAUUGACACAUUACUUCUUUGAACUCAAAAAAUGGCUUUUCGUAUACCUUUACGGAUGCCGGCCCAUAAUGUCUAUGGAAAACAGGAUAUAUAAAUAUUCAAAUGACAAUUUGAGUGAGAAAAACAUUAUAAUGAUGUACAAAACGUACAUAUUCAUACACGAGUGUCUCAAGAUAUGCCACUUUGAAUCGCAUUGUUACUUCGAUCAAAUACUGCAUACUAUAUCCAAAACCUUCCCAGAAAAUUAGAUUGAUUUUGAUAAAGCAUGCAAGUAAGUAAAAAAAGUAUUGGCAUAUCUUAUCGUUUUUGAAAUAACAUUAUAGGAAAAAGAAUAUUGUUUUUUUUAUUCAAUCAGAAUAAAUCUCAUUUUUCUCUGAUAUACUGAUGAAUAAAAUAUUUCGUUCUUGUCAACGCAUUUUUUUCUUUACGCAAAAUCGAAGUUUAUGCAAAUACUUUUUUUAUUUUACUUUCUAUAGUCUCUGUAUACAGAAUGUGCGCAUAAAGUGUGGUAAGUAAAUAUUUUCAAACUAUUAAAGAUAGAGGAAAAUGUUAUCAAAUAGAGUUAAAGUAAAUAGGUAAAUACUGAAAAUAAAACAAAUUGAAACAAUAAUCUAUUUUUUAUCUAUAAUCUUAAUUAACUUUAAAUGAUUUUAAACAGCCAUAUACUAUAGUUAUAGCUAUAGUCGUUGCAUUUGUCUUGGUAUGAACUACAGUUAUGUAUAUUCAAAUAUACGCAGUUUUGUAAAAAAUAUUAGAUACUCUUGAAACUUCCUCGGCGCAUCCAUAUAGAAAAAAAA